GCACAUAUUGAGACAGCUAAUAGGUUUUCCUUCAGUCAAACGUGGACUCAUGACAAAGUCCAUCAUUACCUGCAAAACGAGGUGUUUCCAUUAGCAUUUGAGUACGUCAAUUCAACAGAAAAGGGGAAAGGAAUUGGCAUACCUUCUUGCCCAUGGGUUUUAAUAAGCAAGGAGAGGCUCCGAUAUGAGGUUGUAAACAUUGACAACCCCACCGGCAGUGAUCUUGCAUGA
This is a messenger RNA of Suillus plorans, 231 nucleotides long. RefSeq lists its product as uncharacterized. The record is from RefSeq and is a predicted model, not a curated record. The transcript has a single exon. NCBI's taxonomy places the organism in Eukaryota, Fungi, Basidiomycota, Agaricomycetes, Boletales, Suillaceae. The annotation marks the transcript as partial.